This is a messenger RNA of Nicotiana tabacum (common tobacco), 3020 nucleotides long. Lineage: Eukaryota; Viridiplantae; Streptophyta; Magnoliopsida; Solanales; Solanaceae. The record is from RefSeq and is a predicted model, not a curated record.
GUUACUCCAUCACUCUCCUUUAGAAGAAAUCCAACAAAGAGGAAAAAAGAAGAUUUUUUUUUUUCUUUCCAUUUUUUUCAUCACAGAUACAACAACAACAAACCCAGUAGUUUCCCACUUGUGAAUUUUUUUCAUCACAGAUCCGAGCCCUAAUUCAUAUACAGAUACAUACAGAUUCACAUACACACACAGUCAUCGGCAAUUGAUCGCCCGUCAGUCCAUCCGUCGCCGGCGCCGAUUUCGUUAAUUUUCUGAUUUUUGCUCUCGGAGAUCUUUGAAUUUUACCCAGUCGAAAAGUCUAGAAUAAGAAAAAGACGGGGCCUUGUUUUAAUGAAGUUCGGUUUAGGGUUUUCAGAAGUUGAUGGAUGAUCGAUAUGCCUCAACUGCGUAGCGGUGUGCGCAGAGGCCGUCGACCGAUUGCUUCAAUCGAACCCGAAAACAACAACGCAACGNACGAGAACAACGAAAACAAGAGGGUUGCACGGAGAACAACGAGGACGAGGAGAGCAGCAGGUGCGGGAAAUAGAGCCGUUGGAGGAAGGAAGAAGAAGAACAACGUUAAUAACGAAGAAGAGGUAAUUAAGGAAGUUGUACCUGUAGUAGUGGUAGAAGAUGACGAGGAGGAGAAUGCUGUGAAGAAAACGACGUCGUUUAGGACUGGUGAAGCAGAGGAGGAUAAGGAUAGGAAGAAGGAAGUAGAGGAAGAAGAAAAAAAGCAGCAAAUGGAUGAGUACGGUAGUGGCGGCGGUGGAAGCGGCGGUGAUAAGGGUUUGGGAGCUGAGGAAGAAGUGCUCCCCUUCCUGAAAGGGUCCAGGUUGGUGGAUCACCAGCUUAUAGGAUUGACAAAAAGCUUGGUAAAGGAGGAUUUGGUCAAGUGUAUGUAGGUCGUCGGGUAAAUCCGUCACAUCCACACGAAAGAACUGGCGCAGGAGCUGUAGAGGUUGCCUUGAAAUUUGAGCAUAGAAGUAGCAAAGGUUGUAACUAUGGACCACCUUAUGAGUGGCAGGUCUACAAUGCCCUUGGUGGUAGUCAUGGGAUACCACGUGUCCAUUACAAGGGACGACAAGGUGAUUACUACAUUAUGGUUAUGGAUAUGCUUGGUCCUAGUUUGUGGGAUGUCUGGAACAAUAAUUCUCAUGCGAUGUCUAUUGAAAUGGUAGCAUGCAUUGCCAUUGAAGCAAUAUCCAUACUUGAGAAGUUGCACUCUAGAGGGUAUGUGCACGGAGAUGUGAAACCUGAAAACUUUCUUCUUGGGACUCCUGGAACUCCUGACGAGAAAAAGCUUUUUCUGGUUGACCUUGGAUUAGCAACAAGGUGGCGCGAUACUUCAACUGGUUCUCAUGUUGAGUAUGACCAAAGGCCUGAUGUCUUUAGGGGAACUGUAAGGUAUGCUAGUGUGCACGCUCACCUCGGAAGAACUGGAAGCCGGAGGGAUGACCUAGAAUCGCUGGCUUACACUCUCAUCUUUCUUCUCCGAGGCCGGCUGCCUUGGCAGGGAUAUCAGGGUGAGAAUAAAGGUUUCCUUGUCUGCAAGAAAAAGAUGGCGACUUCUCCAGAUACACUUUGCUGCUUCUGCCCUGCUCCAUUUAGGCAGUUUGUGGAAUAUGUUGUUAACUUGAACUUUGACGAGGAACCUAAUUAUGCGAAAUAUAUCUCACUGUUUGAUGGAAUAGUAGGUCCAAACCCAGAAAUCAGGCCAAUCAACACUGAUGGUGCACAGAAGCUUAUAUAUCAAGUUGGACAAAAGAGAGGAAGGCUUACGAUGGAAGAAGAUGACGAUGAACAACCAAAGAAGAAAGUACGAAUGGGAAUGCCUGCAACGCAAUGGAUUAGUGUCUACAAUGCUCGUCGCCCAAUGAAGCAAAGGUAUCAUUAUAACGUUGCUGAUACGAGGCUGGCUCAGCACAUUGAGAAAGGAAACGAGGAUGGACUAUUCAUUAGCAGUGUGGCAUCCUGUUCAAACUUGUGGGCCCUAAUUAUGGAUGCAGGGACUGGGUUCACUGCUCAAGUUUAUGAGUUGUCACCUCUUUUUCUUCACAAGGAGUGGAUCAUGGAGCAAUGGGAGAAGAAUUAUUAUAUUAGUGCGAUAGCGGGAGCAAAUAAUGGGAGCUCUUUAGUAGUUAUGUCAAAGGGUACUCAGUAUCUGCAGCAGUCCUACAAAGUCAGCGAGUCAUUUCCUUUCAAGUGGAUAAACAAAAAAUGGAGAGAGGGGUUCUAUGUCACGGCAAUGGCAACUGCAGGAAGUAGAUGGGCAAUUGUUAUGUCACGUGGGGCUGGGUUCUCUGAUCAGGUGGUGGAAUUAGAUUUUCUCUAUCCUAGUGAAGGGGUUCAUAGGAGGUGGGAUGCUGGUUACCGUAUCACGUCCACUGCAGCCACAUGGGAUCAAACUGCUCUUGUUCUAAGUGUUCCAAGAAGGAAGCCUGCGGAUGAAACACAAGAGACACUUCGUACUUCUGCCUUUCCUAGCACUCAUGUCAAGGAGAAAUGGGCCAAGAACCUUUACAUUGCAUCUGUUUGUUAUGGGCGAACUGUUUCUUGAGGCACUAAAAAAAUUUGGUUGGGAAUUUUCUUGGGUAUCAUGUGAUACUCUGUUGUAUGUGCCUUGAAAAAGUGCUUGCUUAUUUUUCAUCUAAAUGGAGAAAAAUGGGCAGUCUUUCCUCCUUGGCUAGCUGGCUCUUUUAUUAUCCUUUGGAGAUGAUAUUCCCUAAAUUCCUUGUCAUCAGUGUAUGUGAUAAAUUCUAAUGUCGAAGAUGGUGUCCGUGGCAGUUCAUGAUCUUAUAUGGGGGUUUAUUUACUUGCUGGUCAAAAUUUGUAUAGUUUGAACAAUAAUUAGUUUUUAGAGGCAAGAUAAACAUCUACUUUUGUAGUACUAUGACCUUGCAAUUUAAGAGUACAAAGUAGCUUGGACAUUGAAGUUAUAUGACCUUAUUUCUUAAUUUUUUCUGGCAAUUUUUCCUGGUUUGAACUUGUGUUCCUGGGAUCAUGAAUCUGAAUUAAAUCCCUGGUUGUUGGUCUUUCCA